This is a messenger RNA of Prunus armeniaca (apricot), 348 nucleotides long. Lineage: Eukaryota; Viridiplantae; Streptophyta; Magnoliopsida; Rosales; Rosaceae. The record is from the annotation of a GenBank genome assembly.
AUGCUGGUAGUAACAUCGCCUCCAAGAAAGGAUCGGAUAGGAUUUGUCCGUAAUUACUUUGACUGUGGCAGUGUACAUGCCCUAGAACUGAUGGUGAAGGGUGUCCUCAGAAGAGAGUUGAACAGAGAUAACUACCGCAUUAGCUACUUUACACACGGGCCAACUGACGAUGGAAUAGAAGUAGACAUAAGUGGAAUGACGUGGGGUGAGGUCAUAGAGUCGGAGUUGCAAGGUGCUUUUGCCCACGACGAUCUAGACCCCGGACAUGAUGAUGCAGGAGCUUCUUGUAGCAGGCCCAAGAGGAAGCGCCAACAGCCAACUUAUCUCAAGGAUUAUUACACCAACUAG